UUAAGUGCCCCACAACAAGCAGAGUGGCUAGUUUCAUGCUGGAGUCCAUUAAGGAGGCAUUUUGACAGAAAGCCACAGAAUAUAAUGUUCAACUACUUUAGAAAUUCACCCAUCCGUAAUUGCAUAUUCUUCAGUAUCAGUAAAUGGUAGGAAUCAAGUAAGAUUGUAUAUUAAUAGCAAUCAAAUGCUCUGGUGCCAGUGAAGAGGAGUAACCCUUGUGAUUAGCUGAGGUUGUGGUAACAAUCAUAAAACAGAGGAGUGCGGAAGCAGUGAAACCAAUGCAGCAGCUUACUGGUGGAAUAUUUGUGGAAGGGCACAUCCCUGAGGGAGGGAUCAAGGAGAGCUGCUCAAAGACCAACUGCAGAAAUCAUUAGACCAUUACAACUGCUGGGCUCAAGCUGAAGAGGAAAAUCCAGCCAUUGGAUAUAAAACAUUUGCUGCAACUGUUUGGUAGAUUUGGAGUUAAAGAUGUUGUCUGAUCCAUACAAAGUUGCUGAAAGUGUGGUGGAGCAGCUGAUCCCAGAACUGAAUCUCUUACUGAAGCUACUGGACCACGAAUACCUGAGUGCAACCACCAGAGAGAAGACAAUGACAGUGAGCAACAUGUUACAACGGCUCCAGCCAGCCUCUGUUUCUGAGAAGAGCUACCUGUACAUGAAUACUUCAGACUGUCGGAAUGGCACAAGUUUUGUGGAAUCCUUGUUUGAGGAGUUUGAUUGUGAACUACAUGACCUUAAGGACAUGCAGGAGGAGUGCAAGGAAGUGAAUCGUAUCGAGUUGCCACUACCAGAAACACCCCGUUCCAAAUCAGGAGUACCUGAUACACCACCCCCUCUCCCCACAACACCCCCUCCUGAGGGGUAUUACGAAGAAGCUGUACCUUUGAGCCCAGGAAAAGCCCCAGAGUACAUUACCUCUCGCAACAGUUCCAGUCCACCAAAUUCUAUUGAGGAUGGCUACUAUGAAGAUGCUGACAGUAAUUACCCCAUCACCAGGAUUAUGGGAGAACUCAAGCAUUCAUACAAUGACUCAGAUGUAAUGAGCAGUUCAUAUGAAUCUUACGAUGAUGAGGAGGAAGAUGGGAAAGGUCAACAGUUGACUCACCAGUGGCCAUCAGAGGAAGCUUCCAUGGACUUGGUGAAAGAUUGCAGGAUCUGUGCCUUCCUGCUGAGGAAGAAGCGUUUUGGGCAGUGGGCCAAGCAGCUCUGUGUCAUUAAGGAAAACCGACUACUGUGUUACAAAAGCUCCAAAGACCAUCAGCCUCACAUGGAGCUGUCACUGAACAUGUGCAAUGUUAUUUAUGUGCCUAAAGACGGUCGACGCAAAAAGCACGAAUUAAGAUUCUCCCAGCCGGGAACUGAAGCGCUAGUACUAGCUGUACAAAGCAAAGAACAAGCAGAGGAAUGGUUUAAGGUAAUUAGGGAGGUAUGCGUCCACUGCAAUGGAAUUGAUGGAUCAACGUCACCACUUUUUCUACCAAAGUUAGAACUGGAAAAGAGAUUGUCGAAUGAAAAGCAGGCUUCAGAUGUUGAGAGUAUAGUAACAGGAGAGAAUGGAUCUCUAGUUAAUGGCAGAGAGAAUAGAGAACACGUGAAGGGGAAGAAAAGUGGUUUGGCUGAACUGAAAGGCACAGUUAGCAAGGCUGCAGGGAGGAAGAUUACCCGCAUCAUGAGUUUGGCAAAGAAGAAACAGUCUACAGAAGAGCAAACUUCUUCAACUGAAGAGGACAUCCCAUGUUGUGGUUACCUCAAUGUAAUGGUUAAUAACUACUGGAGAGAACGCUGGUGCCGACUGAAAGUCAACACACUGUACUUCCACAAGGACAGAACAGAUCUACGCACACAUGUAAAGUCCGUUGUGCUGCAGGAUUGUGAGGUAGUUCCAGGAUUUGGACCAAAGCAUCCCUUCGCUUUCCGGAUCCUUCGAAAUGGACAGGACAUUUGUGUUCUAGAGGCCAGCUCUUCUGAGGAGAUGGGUAGGUGGCUGGGACUGCUACUUGCUGAGACAGGCUCUACCACAAAGCCAGAGGCUCUGCAUUAUGAUUAUGUUGAUGUGGAAACAAUAGCCAACAUUGUGGAUGCCGUCAGACAUUCCUUCUGGUGGGCUACCUCUUCAUAUAAUUCAGCACUUUAUCAGCAUGAUUCCAGAACAUAUGAUGACGUACCAUAUGAAAAAGUACAGAUUGAAGAACAGAAGCAACCUGCCAUCUCACAAAUAAUUCCCCAAGCUUCCACAUCAAACGAUGCCUCGGAUAGAGCUAAUUUGCAAAACAAAAUUAAACGUCAAGCUUCAAAUGCGAAUCAGUCUAAAUAUGGGAAGACUCGAGCCGAAGAAGAUGCAAAGAAAUGGUUGUCUGAACAGGAAUCACUUGAGAGUCAGAAGGAUUCAAUACGUAAAGAACUGACGCAACUCCGAAAAGAGAAGAAAGAGUUCCGUAGAGCUCUGAAAGAAUGUAUAGCUAAUGAAGAUGCAGCACUAUCAACAUGUACAACAUUGGAAAAAACAAAAAAAGGUAAAAAAUCUCAAGUUUACCUGGAGGAAAAAAUACGAACACUGGAAGAAAAAUGUAAAAUUAAAGAGACGGAGCGGGUGGACUUGGAACUCAAGUUAACACAAGUAAAGGAGAAUCUGAAGAAAGCCAUUGCAAGAGGAGCAGAAGUUAGUUUAUCUCUCGACUCUAAAGCAGAACCUGCUGCACAGACUGAGAACAGUUACACAGAGCAUCAUUUCAUACCAGUGAACAGUGCUUCGGAAAAGAGGAGAAUUCCCUCCACAAUACCCUCCAGUAAAGUGUGCGUUUUGCAGAAAGCUAAGGAAUGGGAGAAAAAGACAGGAACAUGAAAGGAUCCAAGGAAGAUGGAACAUGAAAUUAUUUAUUGUUGGAAAAUGUAAUAAUUUCAGGAUUUUAUCAAAGCAUGUUCAUUUUCAAAAAGGGGGAAUUGUUGGGUCCCUUCAGUUCAAGUAGAUGUUGCAAGUCAGAGGGACAUGUUAAGAAAGUAAAAUGCUACAGGAUGUGUGGUGAUAACGGAUUGGCAUAAUGUCUUGGAUAUAAUGCUUUAAAUUCACCUUGUGUCGCCAAAUUGGAUUGCUAUAGCUUCUCAUGACGAUUAUAAAGAUAACUAGGCUUUAAUAUUAUUGCCCAGCAAUAAUAUUGUGAGAUUCAACUUUAAACCAGAUUGCAGAAACACUGACUUUCUAUUAUACAAGCUGUGACUUAAAUUACUUUUGCAUUCUCAGGAGCAGCACUACUCAACUGAUGGUCAAAUCCAGUCCACUUGGACCAAGUAAAAGUCACUUGCCAUACCAUAGAACAACUAUGCAUGACACUCAUAUCGUAGUAUUACACCAUGCCCCUACACACUGCAAGAUCAAUUACCAUCUUUUCAACUCUGCCUUGACAGCUACAGGAUGAGAAAUAUUCCUGAUGGCCUGUACACAGUUCUGUGAAAGAAACUUCCUGCAGCCAAUUUUGUCCCAGGCUAAUGAAUAUGUUACAUCAUAUUCUGCACUUACUGACCAAGUUGUACCUGCUUACUUUCACAAUAUUAAUAUCACGUUUUAUCUGCAUUUCCUUCACCCCAAUGAGAAUAGAAUCAUUUGCUUAAGUCCAAUUAUGUAACAAAAUUGCAUCAAUAUAGAACAGGCAACCCAGGUCACAUAAAAAAACAAAAACUGAAUCAAGAGAAUUCUGAUUUUUUUUGAUAUUGAGUUCACCUGUAAAAUAAUAUUGGUGGUGGGUGUAAGAUGUACGGUUAAGGCUAGAUAAUAGAAAUGUUUCCGAGACUUCAAGUUUCAUGCUACAUUAUGUGAUGGCCAUAUUUCUGCCAUGUUUUGAACAUUUUCCAAUACUGCUUGGCAACAGUUUGCACUUUGUACAAAGAUGGAUGGUAAGAUAAUACUUUUACUUAAAAUCCAUAAUUCAACAGAAGUCAGAAUGUGAGAAGUCAUUUUCAGAAUUAUGACAACUUACAAAUUCGAAAAUGUCAAUGUGAGAAUGGAUUUUCAACAAGAUCUAGCUGUUAAUACUCCAUGCCAAACUCUUUAGCUUUAAUCUUGUUGAACAGAUAAAUGCUGAAUAUUUUUAAGAUGCCACUGCACACAGAUUAAAUUGCAGCCUUCAAAUAUGACAAAUAAUUUCUGACAACUGUAAUUAGAUGUAAUAAAUGAUAAAUGACACAUACAUUUUCACAAAAUAUAUUUAAACAAACUUUAAAACAUGUUUAUUAAAGAUGCUGAUUAAAGAGUCAAAAUUUUCUUUAAACAAAUACACAUUCCAAAAACAGCUCUCAAACAAGUGGAAUUAAUCUACAAUUUCAAUGUUAAUAUUUCAAAGAAUGGCUGUAAUUCUCCUUCUGACUCUCAGCUCAGUUUUCCUAGUUACCUACAGGAAGCGUAUAGCUUUCUGAUAGUUUAUUCAUUUUAUUCAAUCAUGUUGUUGUUAUUUCUUUAUUGUGCACAUGUAUAUAAUGAGAAGACAAUGCUGCAGGAUUUUGUUUGUCCCAAUCUAAGACAAUUAAAUCAAGUAUAAUUAGAUGGCCAGCAAUUUUUAUCUUGCAACAAAAUACUGUUUCAUUUGUAAGCACUUUAUAAGGUUCUGCAUGUAUUUAAGGGCUAAUGAACAUUUUGUUUUCUCAUAAUAACUUGAUCUAUGACCCAAUGUUAAUUAUGUACACUCCCUACCCAAUCCAUAAAAAUAAAAGUUUUGUAUCAAGGAAAUGUCAAA
This is a messenger RNA of Amblyraja radiata (thorny skate), 4723 nucleotides long. It is a transcript of the gene afap1l1a, whose product is annotated as actin filament associated protein 1-like 1a. Gene Ontology annotation, cellular component: cytosol. Gene Ontology annotation, molecular function: SH3 domain binding. The record is from RefSeq and is a predicted model, not a curated record. NCBI's taxonomy places the organism in Eukaryota, Metazoa, Chordata, Chondrichthyes, Rajiformes, Rajidae. The transcript is spliced from 20 exons. The coding region runs from base 469 to 2841 and encodes 790 amino acids.